CUAGCUCUGAUAUAACUACAUGGGUUACUGUCCUUGAGUGUGGCACUGCAGAGGGGAGGCAGACUUCCCAGAUUGGAAGUUUGACUACAGUCUCACUGGCUGGAGCAAUAGCCAGAUUGCCUUGAAGUGGCUAAAACAGGUGUAUCUGCCACAAACCAAGCCUCAAGGUGACGAGUGGAGGUUACUGGUCCUCGACGAGCAUUCCAGUCAUACAACCGGCGACUUCAUGGCUACAGCUUGGCUAGACAAGGUUCGGUUGGUCUAUCUGCCUGCUCGCACCUCCCACAAAACUCAGGCUCUCGACCGCAGUGUUUUCUCAGCUCUGAAAAACUACUUCCGGCAAGGUACCAAGGCCCUGGCAAGCUUCACAGCAUCGGCUGCCGUGAACAAGCGACGGUUCCUCUAUUGCUAUACGGAUGCAUCUAUGCUUGGAAUGUCUGCUAGGAAUAUCAUCUCUGGGUUUAGGAACACCGGUAUUUGGCCGCUGGAUCCAUCCAAAGUGCUGGAAGACCCCGAGGCAGUCCUGGAAAGUCAGGCUCUUCCUGCACGGCCGGAAACACCACCCCCUAAGCCUACGAGCAGGCAUGGCCCUAGAUGCUAAGAACGCUGAGAUUGCAUCUUUAAA
This is a messenger RNA of Parathielavia appendiculata, 625 nucleotides long. RefSeq lists its product as uncharacterized. The record is from RefSeq and is a predicted model, not a curated record. Bases 227 to 601 code for a protein of 124 amino acids. The transcript is spliced from 4 exons. Gene Ontology annotation, molecular function: nucleic acid binding. Lineage: Eukaryota; Fungi; Ascomycota; Sordariomycetes; Sordariales; Chaetomiaceae.